Manihot esculenta (cassava) is the source of this 3340-nucleotide messenger RNA. Its product is annotated as trihelix transcription factor GTL1. Bases 440 to 2761 code for a protein of 773 amino acids. NCBI's taxonomy places the organism in Eukaryota, Viridiplantae, Streptophyta, Magnoliopsida, Malpighiales, Euphorbiaceae. The record is from RefSeq and is a predicted model, not a curated record. The transcript has 4 exons.
AAAGUAAGAGCCGCUGACAACAAAGCAUCUUGUUUGUUUAAUCAUUUCAUUCAUCUCUCUCUCUCUUAAUCAUCAUCUUCCUCAUAAUUCGUCAUCUCCAUUCAUUUCUCUUUCUCUCUCUCUCAUACUUUUGCAGCAGUGCAGCGCAGUUGAUGUUGAUGAUGAUGAUGAUGCCCUCCUUCUAAUCUUCCUUUUCUUCUUUACUGCUGGCUUCUUUUUCAUAUCAUUCUUUUUUUUUUUUUUUUCCUCUUAUUAUUAGUUAAAUAAAAGGGUAAAAAAAAUCCAAUCUCAAGACAGCACUAACUCAUAGGUGGCUGACUGCGAGGGAGGAAAAGAGGAGGUGGAGAAUCAUAUCCCAGUUAAUUGUUGCGGAUGAAGGGAGAUCAACAAAUAUCAUUGCUGCUGGAUUGAAAGUGAAGUUUGAUUUCAUCGAGAGAAGAUGCAGCAAGGUGGGAUUCCUAUCCAAUCCCAAUAUGGAGCACCGCCAACUGCUUCUGCAACUGGUGCACUAAGCACCCACAUGCUGCUGGCUGCAGGAACCGACCAAUCUCAACAGCACCAGCAACAGCAGCUGAUUGUAGAAGAGGCCUCCCCCAUUAGCAGUCGACCUCCUGCAACUACUGGGAAUUUGGAUGAAUUCAUGAGGCUGUCCGGUAGCGGAGAUGAAGCAGAUCGAGCGGAAGGUAUUUCAAGCAGCAACAGAUGGCCCCGUCAAGAAACUCUCGCUCUUCUUCAAAUUAGGUCUGAUAUGGAUGCCGCCUUUCGUGAUGCUACUGUCAAGGGUCCCCUCUGGGAAGAUGUUUCCAGGAAGCUGGCGGAGAUGGGAUACAAGAGAAGUGCCAAGAAAUGCAAAGAAAAAUUUGAGAACGUCCACAAGUAUUACAAGCGAACCAAGGAAGGACGAGCUGGUCGUCAAGAUGGCAAAAGCUACAGAUUUUUCAGUCAACUGGAGGCUCUACAUAACAUCAACAGUAACACUUCAACUACAUCCCUCAAUCUUGUCUCAGCUUCUCAACCGGUGGCUACCACAGCCACUACCCUAGAUGUUGCUCCUGUUUCCGUUGGGAUCCCUAUGCCUGUCUCCUCCGUUAGAAUUCCACCUUCAACUGUCGGCAUGUCCUCCUCCUCCUCCAUGUUCCCUCCAGAUUUGGCCGCAACUAUGGCACCUGCUGUUCCUGUACCACCCAGGCCGUUAGCAGGAAUCAGCUUCUCCUCAACUUCAGAUGGCUCUUCUUCUUCUUCUGGAUCCCACGAGGAUGAUGAGGAUGACGACGAUGACGAUGACGAUGUUGAUAAGCCAACCAGCGUUGCCGCUGGUUCAAGCCGCAAACGUAAAAGGCAUUCUUCUAAAGGAGGUACCCGCCGAAUGAUGGAGUUCUUUGAGGGCCUUAUGAAACAUGUUAUACAAAAGCAAGAGGCCAUGCAGCAGAGUUUCCUGGAGGCCAUAGAGAAGAGAGAACACGACAGGAUGAUAAGGGAGGAAGCCUGGAAAAGACAAGAACUUGCCAGACAGAGCCGCGAGAAUGAGCUUGUGGCUCAAGAGCGGGCCAUUUAUGCUUCCAGAGAUGCAGCAAUAAUUGCCUUUCUACAGAAAAUUACUGGCCAAACCAUUCAGUUGCCUUCACCUGUAACAAUUCCAGCAGUCCCACGACCAGCACCCCCAUCACAACCACAAACUGUGUCAUUGGCACCCGUAGUCACCGUCUCAACCCAACAGCCACCACCCCCACAACCGCAAGCACAACCGGACCGAUCACCACUGCCCCAACAAGAUAAACAACAGCAGCACCAAGUAGUCCAUCAUCAGCAGUCAUCCAUUUCCUCGGAAGUAGCAGUGGCAUUCCCAGAACAAGAGGUACCACCGCAGGAAAUUGGUAAUAUUGGGAGCCUUGAACCUACCUCCUCAAGAUGGCCAAAAGCAGAAGUACUAGCACUUAUAAAGUUGAGGAGUGGGCUUGAAUCCAGAUACCAAGAAGUGGGGCCCAAGGGCCCACUUUGGGAGGAAAUCUCCGCUGGGAUGCAUCGGAUGGGUUACAAGAGGAAUGCCAAGAGAUGCAAGGAAAAAUGGGAGAACAUCAACAAGUACUUCAAGAAGGUCAAGGAAAGUGACAAGAAACGCCCUGAAGAUGCCAAGACCUGUCCCUAUUUUCACGAACUAGAUGCACUUUACAGAAAAAAGAUACUUGGCAGCAGUAGCGGAGGUGCUGGCGAUGGUAGCACUACCAGUAGUAGCUUUGCCAACCUGAAUAGGCCACCAGAAUCGCAGCAGCAGGCAAGCAUGAUAUCAGAUCCUCUUCCACCUACAAAGCCCGAGAGUAGGAGUGAGGUCUCAGCCACAGUGUUGGUGCAAGCCUCUGAUUCACAAACUAAAAUGGGUAGUGGAGCAGAUAUCAAUACAGUUUUGCCUGGAAGCCUCUUUGGAGAAGGAAAUGGAGGAGCAACGAAGCCAGAAGACAUCGUGAAAGAGUUUAUAAAACUGCAGGGGAUGCAAAGACAACAGCAAAUACAGUUGAUGUUGCAUGACUACGAGAAAAUGGAGGAAGGUAAUGAGAGCGAUAACACAGAGCAAGAGGAUAAUGAAGAUGGUAUGGAAGACGUCGACUGCAAUGACAACGACGAGGACGAGGACGGUGUCGAAGAUGAUGAUGAACGGCAAGAAGAGAGAAAGAUGGCAUACAAGAUAGAAUUUCAGAGGCAGAACACAAACGCCUCUAAUGGAGGAGGAAACGGAACACCCUCUUUUCUUGCGGUGGUUCAGUAGCCUCACCGACAUCCUCAGCUUCCCAAAACGUACCAUAUGCACCAAGUACUUUCGAAGCUCGAACAAGACAUCUAACAAUUGAGUUGAAACUCUGACAACCUUAAUUCUUCACUUUGAAAUUUUCCCUUUUCUUUUCCUUUCCUUUCCUUCUCUUCCGUCCUUUUCCUUCCAUUUCUUCUUAUCCAGAAAAUUUCAUUGUCAUCCUCGUUGAUCUGUUAAAUUUUUUUUCCCCAUUAAAUCUUCUUCCCAAUACACUUAUAUGAUCACUUAUUUCAAUUUAUUUAUUAAUUUGUUGUUGAAUAAAGGACCGUUUCAAGGUAACCAGAAGAUUGAUUUAAAGGAAGACCAAAUAAGCUUGCUUGCUUGCUUGCCUAUGAUUGUGAGACUGAGAAGCAAAGACAGCAAGAGAUGAAAUGGCAGAGAAAUACAAGUAAUCUAUGGUAAUGUAUGUUUGGGUACGCCUUCGAUAAAGGGUUACCUCAUUUUAUCUGUUGUUUCCAUUUAAUAAUAUAGUUUCAGUGAGCUGGAAUCUAAUUAGUUUUCUCCCUUUAAAAUUUAAUCAAAUUCCUCAUUCAUCCA